Cyphellophora attinorum is the source of this 1701-nucleotide messenger RNA. Its product is annotated as Ran-specific GTPase-activating protein 2. NCBI's taxonomy places the organism in Eukaryota, Fungi, Ascomycota, Eurotiomycetes, Chaetothyriales, Cyphellophoraceae. The record is from RefSeq and is a predicted model, not a curated record. The transcript is spliced from 3 exons. Gene Ontology annotation, biological process: intracellular transport. The coding region runs from base 1 to 1701 and encodes 566 amino acids. Gene Ontology annotation, molecular function: GTPase activator activity. Gene Ontology annotation, cellular component: nuclear pore; cytoplasm.
AUGACUACGGCUACUGAGUCCUCAGCACAAGCCAGCGAGCAGCUGAAGUCGGUCGAGGGCGCCGAGCGGCCACCCAGUGCUAAUGGCUCUGACGGCGAGAGCGAACGCACUCGCGAAAAGCUGAAGAAGACUUCAAUCGCUGGCCUCUCACAGCACACCCGCGAGAAGACCUUUGGUUCGGAGGCAGACCCGGCUUCAUCAGACCACACCAGUACAGAAGCGCCCCCGACAGAGAACGGCUUUGGUCGCGGCCGACCGUCUAAGAAGCGGUCCUUCGAGGAUAUCAAAGACGAGCAGGCAAGCCCAGCAGAGAACACAGAGACGAAAGGCAGAGGCGCGCACAAGCGUAUGAGAUCUAGGGAAAUCACACACGAUGCUGAGGUCGCACCAGCAUAUACCGCUGCAGACGCUGGCAGUCCCUUGCAAGAAGAAGCGGAUGCUGAUGUGGCCGAUGCGCCUGGUGGACCAGGUGUCAUGAUCGAAGCCGACGUGCCGACCGACACCAAUGCGCAGACAGCACAAACCGUUGAGGAGAAGAUCCUGGACAUGGAAGACACCACAAAUGAGCCUGUCGUUGGAGUCGGCAAAGGGACUGGCUUGCCCAGCACAGCCGUCCAGGAUCCCUCGUCAGAUAAGCCAAACCAGAACGCUGCCGGCCUACCAAGUAAGACGACACCCACCGCAAGCUCUGGUUUCUCGAAUACAUCCUCUGCCUCACCAUUCGGCGCCGUGAAGUCUCCGCCCAAGGACGCCGAAGAAAAUGUUGCAUCUCCCAACUCCAGCACAACAUCAACCUCGGCUUUUGCUUCCUCAGGGCUGGCUGCCUUUGCUUCCCAAGACAAGUCUCCUUUCGGUGCAUCAGGCUCUACAAAGUCUACAGGUGGAUUUGGUGGCGGUGGCUCCAGCUUUGGUUCUGGUGGGACAGGCUUCGGCAAGGCUACUGUUGGUGGUGGGUUCGGAAGUGGUGGCGGGUUUGGCGGUGGUGCUGCUCCUUCAUCAUUCGGCGGUUCAGCCCCGUCGCUCUUCGGUGCUAAAAGCGCUUUUGGUGGAGGCGGGUUUGGUGGCUCAUCAUCCAAUUCAUUCGGAGGUAGCUCAGGCUUUGGUGGUGGUGCAGCGCCCAAGUCAUUCGGUGGUGCGCCGUCUGUCAUCGGUGCAAGUCACACGAAAGCGGAAGAAGAUGAUGAGGACGGUAGCGGCGAUGAGGAAGAGGCAGGUGCCACGGGACCGGCUGAGGAGGACAAGCCAGACAGCCGGUUCCACAAGCAAGAUGUCGAGACCGGCGAAGAAGGCGAACAGACCAUAUUCAGCGCGAGGGCAAAGCUGUAUCACUUUGAUGAAAAGCAAUGGAAGGAGCGAGGCACCGGUGUCAUCAAGGUCAACAUACGGCAAGAAAAGACUACGAAGCCCGACGAGAGCGAGGAUGACCAUGAGCAAGAUCCUGAAGCUGGCGAUUAUGAUGACGUUGACAUAAAAGCUCGCGUCAUCAUGCGAUCUGACGGUGUACAUCGUGUGAUUCUGAACAGCCCUGUGUUCAAGGACAUGAAGGUUGGCACAACUGACGGUGAUGAGCCAUCAGGAAAGACGAUGUAUCUGACUGGUAUGGAUGAGGGAAAGCCGAGGCUGUUCCAGAUCAAGAUGGGCAAAGAAGACACACUCCGCGAACUCUACUUCAGAAUUUGCGAGUUCCGAGAUGGUCUAUAG